AUGACAAUCACUGAUAGGCUCCAAUACUUUCAAAAGCUCGAAGCUACUUCCCCCGCCAAGGACAGUUCUCCAUCAUCAGCCACUCCAACUAGUGCUACUACUGCCACUACUAGUGCUGCUACCAACAAUGCCACCGAUGAAUUCGUCUCGUUGAAGGAGCGUCUUCGUCGCUAUGAAGCAUCAUCCUCAGCUGCUUCCAUUGUCCCCACUCCAAAACCCACAACAACUACUACUAGUCGUGCCAUCGAACGACCAUUUGAACGUGCAAACAAUGUCGCCGCUUCCGUACCAAAGACCACGGCCGCUGCUGCUGCUCGUCCAACCGCUACUGCUCGUGCUCCUAUCGUAAACAGUGUUGCUCGCCAUGAUGACUCGGCCCACAUUCGAUCUGGAAGUGCUGCUGCUGCUGGCACAGUCAAUGCGUACACAUCUAGUGUAUCUUCCAGUGGUGGAAACGUUAGUAGCUCAGCUGCCCCAGUCAAGCCUCUUGCUGCUUCAAAAGCCUCUUCAGGCUCACAAGGAAAUCUAGCGUCUGGUGGGAAGAAAUGUGAACUUUGUGCCAAGACUGUCUACUUUAUGGAAGAAAUCUCUCUAGACAACAAGUACUUCCACAAGACUUGUUUAAAGUGUACUCAUUGUCACUCUACUUUGCGUUUGGGAAAUCUUGCUGCCAUGAAUGGAAACUACUACUGCAAGCCUCACUUCAAGGAACUUUUCCGUCUCAAGGGAAACUACUCUGAAGGUUUCGGUGCUGAAGACCCAAAGAAAGCUUGGAUUUCCCGAAACACUGAAGAAGCUACUCGUCCUACUCCUGCAGCCACUGUUGCUGCUGGACGAGCCUCGAUCAGCAGCGCCUCCAACUCGUCUCCCACUACUACCAUCAACUCUAUUACAUCUCCUCGUGCUGCUGAAUCGGACUCCUCAAACACUUCCCUUAAGGACAGACUACAAAAAUACAACGAAAUGGCAAACACCACUGCUGAAACACCAGCUACCGCUAGUCGACGUUCAGUCGGUGCUCGUGAAUCUAUUUCUACACCUUCUGCUUACGUUGCUCCACGUAAAUCAAUCGCUACUACUUCUGGAUACGUCCGUAACUCGGUAGCUGCUCGUAAAUCCGUCUCCCAUGAACAACCCAUUACCGUUGGAUCAGUCAGAGCUUCAGUCGCUGCUAGAGAGGGUACUCCAAUCCGGGAAUCCACUACUGUAAACGUACGGGCAUCUGUAGCUGCACGUGAAUCUAUGUCUACUCGAGCUUCAGUCAGUGAACGUCCCCACAAUACUACUACCAGGACAUCAGUCAGUGAAAGAAUUAGCACCAUCAACAACAACAAUAGCAACGAAUUGGCCCAUCAUCAAAGUGAAUUCAGAAGGGAAUCUUCUACUCAGACUGCUCUUGAACGUGAGGAAGCCCGUCUUACUCGUCACGUCUCAUUAAACAAGGGUGUUAACCGUGGUCGUAACUCAGUCGCAGGAUCCUCUCCAGCUGUGCGAGUAGAAGAAACAAUUGUGGAACCUCGAUCAUCUGUUGCUGCAGCAAUCAACGACGCCGAAACUGUUGGAGCUCGAUCGGAAGCCAGCACUCUAUUCCGCGAAGAUGUCGCAGAACAAGUCGUAGCUGAACAAGCAGAACAACAAGAAGAACAACAGCAACAAGAAGUAGAGGAACAACAACAACAACAAGUAGAAGAAGAACAACUAUAA
This is a messenger RNA of Synchytrium microbalum, 1704 nucleotides long. RefSeq lists its product as uncharacterized. Gene Ontology annotation, molecular function: actin filament binding. The coding region runs from base 1 to 1704 and encodes 567 amino acids. The transcript is spliced from 4 exons. The record is from RefSeq and is a predicted model, not a curated record. NCBI's taxonomy places the organism in Eukaryota, Fungi, Chytridiomycota, Chytridiomycetes, Synchytriales, Synchytriaceae. Gene Ontology annotation, cellular component: actin cytoskeleton; plasma membrane. Gene Ontology annotation, biological process: actin filament bundle assembly.